Morone saxatilis (striped sea-bass) is the source of this 4010-nucleotide messenger RNA. Its product is annotated as neuroligin-3-like. The record is from RefSeq and is a predicted model, not a curated record. Lineage: Eukaryota; Metazoa; Chordata; Actinopteri; Moronidae. Gene Ontology annotation, molecular function: neurexin family protein binding; signaling receptor activity. Gene Ontology annotation, biological process: presynaptic membrane assembly; neuron cell-cell adhesion; modulation of chemical synaptic transmission. Gene Ontology annotation, cellular component: postsynaptic specialization membrane; synapse; cell surface.
GUUCAUGUACACGGACUGGGCGGACCGUGACAACGCAGAAACCCGGCGAAAGACUCUGGUUGCGCUAUUUACAGACCACCAAUGGGUGGCACCAGCAAUCGCCACAGCUGACCUCCACGCUCAGUAUGGAUCUCCCACAUACUUCUACUCCUUUUACCACCACUGCCAGAGUGACGCCACGCCGCCCUGGGCUGACUCUGCCCAUGGUGAUGAGGUGCCCUAUGUGUUCGGCGUGCCCAUGGUGGGACCCACUGAUCUGUUCAACUGUAACUUCUCCAAAAACGACGUGAUGCUGAGUGCUGUAGUCAUGACUUACUGGACCAACUUUGCCAAGACUGGUGACCCAAACCAGCCGGUUCCUCAAGAUACCAAGUUCAUCCACACUAAACCUAACCGUUUUGAAGAAGUGGCCUGGUCUAAGUACACCCCUAAAGAGCAGCUAUACCUCCACAUUGGCCUGAAGCCCCGUGUCAGAGACCACUACCGUGCCACCAAAAUCUCCUUCUGGCUCCAGCUGGUCCCUCACUUGCACCAUGUCAAUGAACUCCUCCAAUCGGUGUCCUCCUUCACGCAUAGUCCCUCUCCGCAGGAUGACACACCUUACUCUUACACUAAACGUCUGGCCAAAGGUUGGCCGCCUAGUAGUACACGUCAUCCAAGUUCUCAAGGAGGUACUCCACAGCCGCCAGAGUCUGCUUUAGGCCAAGGUGGAGGGGAGAACGGGGUCCGCGUUCCUAAUGAGGACUACUCAACUGAACUCUCGGUGACGAUUGCGGUGGGAGCAUCACUGUUGUUUCUUAACAUCCUGGCGUUUGCGGCUCUGCUGUACAAGAAAGACAAGAGGCGUCUUGAGCAUCGUCGGCCACGUCCACUUCCACCCCCGAGGCGGGACAUCACACCUGCAGAUGUUGCCGCCCACCUGCAGGGGGAGGGACUGAUGUCGUUACAGGUGAAGCAGCUGGAGUGUGAUGCAGCAUCAGCAGAUGAGAGGAACAACGCUCACCACCAUCACACACUGGAUACACUGGAUGCCCUGGAUGGCUUGGACACCCAGGACAUCUACAGCACACUGGACACCGUGCGCCUCACCUGCCCGCCCGACUACACCCUCACGUUGCGCCGCUCACCUGACGAUGUCCCCCUCAUGACCUCCCUGACCCCAGGGUCGCUGCCUGUGACCCCAGGGUCACACCCUGUUACCCCGGCGACGCCGAUGACUCCCAUGACGCCUGGAUCAGUGGUGGGGAUUAGGAUGGGGCAUCCACACCAGGGAUACACACACCAUAGCCCAUAUAGUAAUACACACUUGCCACACACACACAUCUCCACGCACACACACUCCACCACGCGUGUAUAACCGCAGCAAGAUACUUGCACAUACAGGGACAUAAUUACAAGUCACACAUGCUAACACACUCACACACGCACACACACAGAGACACACACAUACAGACACAUAAAACAAAAGACUUAAAUACCUCUACUAAUUACCCUGCAGGAUUGUUACAGAUGGAGUGACAGAAAGACAUUUUCAGUAACAGGAUGAAAAGACAGACAGCUGUGUGUUGCAUGUCGGGGAACUGAAGACAAACUGGAUCCCGGGAGAUGCAGUUCUAUGCAUCAUUCGCUCAUAACCUGGAACAAGACGAGCCAAGACAUCCAUCAAACGUCUCAAAGCCUGCUUUGGAUAUUGAAUCCUCUGCUUUUUCUACACCUGAGGAGGAAGAGGAGGAGUACUGUGGCAAAAGGGUCAGUUAUGGAUCAGUUUACAUCUCCUACUGUACCUGUGCUGCACAGUGAAGCAGUGCUGGGACUGAGCAGAGCAGAUGUCGAUGCAGAACUGAGCUAAGAAGUACCACACACAGACUGCUGAUGUCAACUUGAACAACCUGUGAAAUGUGAAUGUAGCAUUUUUUCCAUUAAAAGAUCAAAGGCCCUAUCUGCCAAGGAUCAACCUAAGCUGAGGAGAAAAAAAAACAAAUUUCAGCCAGAGAUGGAUGUAAAAACAGACAGAGAGGAAGAGGGGAUUAAAAAAAAACAACAUUAGCUGAAGGAAAAGUUAGUCAGAUGGUGUGAAAGAGAUUAAGAAUUCAUUGAGAGGGAUUUAACAGCUGUGAGUGCGAGAAAGAUGAAGUGAGAUAGAGAUAGAGUGAUAUGGAAAACACAGGAACGGAAGUGUGCCAAGAGACAGAAAUUAGCUUCAGAAGAAGAAGGGGCCUCUGAAGUGUUGUCAGAUUUACUGAAGAAUCACUCUAACCAGCUAUGUGUUAAACUCUUGUAAAUAGAAUGGAAAGAUACAGAUGAUAUAUUAUGAUUUAUAGCAUUUACCUGCUCUUGCAUUAAAACAUGACUUAUUUAACCACAUUAUUGCUUUCAUUUCAGAUAUUACUAUAUUAUUGUAUAGAUGUCCUGAAGCAAGGCUGGUUGUCUGUUUAUCUCACCCACUGUAGUAUGUACACAGUACCUUUAUUUAAAGGCUAUAUUUGCUAUGCACAGUCAUUUCAAUAAUUCUUAACUAUGUAAACAUCUAGAUACCUGUUUAGUAGUUGAAGUAUAAGACAUUUUUCACAACCAUCCUGUCUAUUUGUUUGAUCAUCGGAUGAUGAGCUAGUACUGUGUAGAUAAUGCAAUAUUGGUUUGAUGAUUGAGCACCAGCCAAAAACCAUGACCCCUAACCCUUUGAACCUAAUCCCUUCCCGUUCUCCUUUCCCCCCUUGGUCCUAAAAUUUUCUUUAAGGACUUAGCCGUAAUUUCCUACUAAACCCAACAUUAAUUAAUGUCUCUGCAGACAGACAGGUGGUGAUGAUUCAGGGGGGUCACAGCGUGUCCCAAGAAGUCAAGAAUGCUUUUUCAUAUUUGUCUGACCUUUAUGUUUAACACCUUACCAGGGGCCCCAGUAUUUAAGAGCCCCUGCUUGAACUACCUAAUGCUGACUGAAACCUUGUCCCUCUCAAAGCCACCGAUUGGAAGAAUUUGGCCAAGUUGCAUUUCAUUAAUAUAAUAAUUGUUGAAGCCCAAAAUGUUGUGUAGUGUAGACCCAGAUUUUCCAGCCUGGGAUUUGGUUUACUAUCUGCUACAACACUGUCAAUUGUUUGGGUACAUAUUUGAUUAAUUAAGGGGAGCGUGGGUGGAGCUGAGGAGGGAUGAUCACAUCAUUUGUGUGACAGUUUGACUCGACAUUGAUGGCAAACACACCUCCAAACAUACCACCUUUUAAGCCUUAAUAUCCUCGAGUCUUAAUGGAGCAAUAUUUUUUCAAAUUGCUACCAAGACACGCUUUAGAAGAUGUUAAAUUAAUUAUUAAAACCCCAACCAGCAUCUUGUAGAAAUAAUGAUUGACUUUAUUUCCGAAGAGUUGGAGGUUUUUCUGCUGACUUCACAGCGAAUGCUCGAGGGCGGCAGUGGUUGCUACUAUGUGUCAUCAUAAUAAGAUUUGCAGCAUUCAUAAAAUCUAUUUCAACCAAUUCUUAUUGACAUUCAUGUGGCAGAGAUGUGGCACUGUCAUGGCUGCCACUAAAAAUGACAAAUGGUCAAACUCUGUCUAUCUGGUUGCUACUGUAAAGAUAAAAACCUUAUAUUCCAAUUAAAUAACCACCCCCAAACUCCCACACCUUGAUUCUAACCAGUAACUCAGCCAAACGCCCUAACCCUGAUUUAGUAUUUUUCCUGUUUUAUCUUUUCUAUCUUACCUUUUCCUGCUCCUUACCUUACCCUAACCUGUCCCUUCCACCCCUGCUCUGCCCCCCUCCCCCUCCCAGCCUCAUCUGUGCGACUACAUGCAGCUUUGUCACAGUGAGGCCUAUUUAACCUCCUCUCAUCCUAAGUAACUUCUUCAUGAGAGAUUUUAGUUAAUUGUCAACAAAAUACAUGAAAAAUGAAAGCCGAAGACAUUUGUGGAUGGCAAGCAAAGAACUUUUACAAAAUGAUGUAAAAAUAACAUUUGACGGAUGUGUUUGAUUGACUGAAUAAUUUUUUUUCAUAUGGGUUUAUUGACUCAGCGGACGGCUGGA